AUGGCCUCUCCGUCGAUGCGACGGCCGGCUGGGAGCACGCGGAUCAGCCAGCAUGGGGCGUCGACCAGCGCGGCCGCCCCGGGCGCAUCGCUCGCGCGGAUCCUCUGGAGACGACGCGUUCCGCUGCUGAUUACCCACGCGUCAUUGGGCGGGUUUCCAGGCGAGUGUUCAGACGGCUCUCCGUCUUCGUCUUCCGCCCCGGCUCCGGCUCCUCUCGUCUUUGCCGCGUCGGUCCCUCGCUUCGGCUACCUCGCCCAGCUGCUGCCGCGGCUGUCGGCCUUUUUCGGCCGACCCUGCUCCAGCUUCCAGUACGAGAACGUGCCGCUGCGCAACCUGCCGCUCGGCCUGCUGAUGGACCUCUACCUGCCACCGUCGACGACAGAUGAGUCGGUCGCCGAGGCCGGGGCCGAGGCCGAGCCGGCGACAGGCAGAGGCGGCCGGCGGCGGCUGCCCUGGCGGCUGGUCGUCGCCGACGGCGAGGCCUGGCACCUCGGCGACACCUUUCUCAACGGGGCCAAGGAGGCUGACUACGUGCGGUACGGCAGCGCGAAGCAGAUCAUGAGCCUGAGCAAGGCCAACACAGAGGCUCUCUGGGAGGCUAUCCAGGACAAUGACUAUGCCACCUUCUCCCGCGUCAACAACCUGCUGCUCAACGCAGCCGCCCCCCUAAAACACAUCCCCCUACGCAUCUUCAUCCCCUCAACCGCACCACCAAAGCGGUCGGUCCUGUCGACACAAUCAGCCGCCGCUGAGACACCUCCCUACAUCCCCGGAUCCUACAAAAUCAUGCAGCCCCUGGUGGCGCCUCGCCUUGGCAACCGACAACCCCAAACGCUCGGCGCUGCCCUACGCAAUCUCCUCCCGCUGCUCUUUCCCAGCAGCCGUGAUCCCGUUCUGGCCAACGUGGUCUUGCACGGCGCUUCCGUGCCGUUCCACACUCCUCUCGAAGAGCUGAUGCGCGAGGCUGCCUAUCCCGACGGCUGGCUGGCCCUCGUCGUCGUGCUCUUGUAG
This is a messenger RNA of Grosmannia clavigera kw1407, 1011 nucleotides long. Its product is annotated as autophagy protein. Lineage: Eukaryota; Fungi; Ascomycota; Sordariomycetes; Ophiostomatales; Ophiostomataceae. Gene Ontology annotation, cellular component: phagophore assembly site membrane; Atg12-Atg5-Atg16 complex; cytoplasm. Bases 1 to 1011 code for a protein of 336 amino acids. The record is from RefSeq and is a predicted model, not a curated record. The transcript is spliced from 3 exons. Gene Ontology annotation, biological process: nucleophagy; autophagy of mitochondrion; autophagosome assembly.